Pyrenophora tritici-repentis Pt-1C-BFP is the source of this 1081-nucleotide messenger RNA. RefSeq names its product cutinase precursor. Gene Ontology annotation, cellular component: extracellular region. Gene Ontology annotation, biological process: carbohydrate catabolic process. The record is from RefSeq and is a predicted model, not a curated record. Lineage: Eukaryota; Fungi; Ascomycota; Dothideomycetes; Pleosporales; Pleosporaceae. Gene Ontology annotation, molecular function: cutinase activity.
AUCAGGUACGGUUUUGAUCUCUACAACCAACUUGGUUCCUACAUUCGCUUCUAUCUACUUCACUUGGUUCCUACAUUCGCUUCUAUCUACUUCACUUCUUCGUAAUAUCCAUCUCGACAUCAAUACCUAUCACCAACAUCUCUGCUAGCAGGCUUAGCACAUCAACCACCAUGUACACCAAAUCUAUCCUCAUCACUGCCCUCGCCGGUCUUGCUACGGCCAGUCCUAUCAAGGUUCGUCAGUUCGGCGGUAUCGGCGGUACCGGAAGCAGUUCGAGCGAGUUCAGUCAAGGCGGAUGCAGAGACAUUCUCUUCGCCUUUGCUCGUGGCUCUACCGAGAUCGGCAACAUGGGAACUGUCGUUGGUCCUCCUACCUCAGACGGCCUAAAGAAAGAGUUUGGCGCGGAUGCUAUCGCCACUGAGGGUGUCCCCUACGCCGCCUCAGUAGGCACAAACGCCAUACCUGGUGGCACCGACUCGCGCUCCAAGAAGCUCUACCAGGACACACUCAACUCCAUGGCACAAAAGUGCCCUGACUCAGUCAUUGUAUCCGCUGGCUACAGCCAAGGCGCCGCCGUCAACCACCGCGCCAUUGAGGAGCUCGACCAGACCGUCCAGGACCAAAUCGCCGGUGUCGUUCUAUACGGAGACACCCAGAAGGCUCAGGACAGGGACCAGAUCCCCAACUUCCCCAAGGACAAGGUCAAGAUCAUCUGCCAGCCUGGCGACGCCGUCUGCGUGGGUACUCUGUUGGUUCUGCCUGCCCAUUUGACCUACGGUCUCCGCGCCAGUGAGGGUGUCGACUUCCUGGUAUCCCAGAUCAAGUCUACACAGGCGAAGAUCAAGGCUCGCAACGCGAAGCGCGAGGCCGAGAAGGCGGCUGAAGCUGUGGCAGAGUCCGUCAAACGUGUUGCUACGAUGAUUGUGGCUUAAGUUUGUCACAGAUUGAUGAUUGUUGUGGAUGAUUGAAUUGUACAUAUGGAUUUCGGUUCUCGUCUUGAUGGAUAGUUGUAUAUCUUUUUCUUUUUCUUUCCUCGACUUAUUAUCUCUUUAGAUCUUACGAAUAAACUAUUUGGGCCCAA